Messenger RNA from Microdochium trichocladiopsis, 1485 nucleotides. Its product is annotated as major facilitator superfamily domain-containing protein. Lineage: Eukaryota; Fungi; Ascomycota; Sordariomycetes; Xylariales; Microdochiaceae. Gene Ontology annotation, molecular function: transmembrane transporter activity. Gene Ontology annotation, biological process: transmembrane transport. Gene Ontology annotation, cellular component: membrane. The transcript is spliced from 5 exons. The record is from RefSeq and is a predicted model, not a curated record. The coding region runs from base 1 to 1485 and encodes 494 amino acids.
AUGACGUCGACUCCUGAGAAGAUUUCCGACGUGCUGGACGAGCACAGCUCAGCAGAGCGAGGAACCGGGGCCGUGGACAGCUACAGCAGCAACAGAGAUGCCGAGCGUCGCCUGCGCACUAAGAUUGACUGGGCCAUCGUGCCCAUCGUAUCGUUCCUGUACCUGUUUUGCUUCAUCGACAGAGCCAAUAUUGGCAACGCUCGAUUGGCUGGCCUUGAGCAGGACCUGGGCAUGACAGGAUACGACUACAACACGCUGCUGUCCAUCUUCUACAUUUCGUACAUUCUCUUCGAAAUCCCGUCCACUAUCGCGUGCAAAUGGAUUGGGCCUGGACGGUUCAUUCCAUUCCUCACUCUCGCCUUUGGCGUUGUCUCGGUUGGCACGGCGUUUGUGCACACUUUGAGCGAGGCGUGCGGUGUGCGCUUUGUCCUGGGCAUCUUCGAGGCCGGCAUGAUGCCCUGCAUAUCGUAUUACCUCUCCCGAUGGUACCGCCGUGGCGAGCUUGCGUUCCGGCUGUCGCUCUUCAUCGUCAUGGCGCCCCUGGCCGGUGCCUUUGGAGGACUGCUGGCCUCGGGCAUCUUGAGCCUGGACCACUUUGGAACUCUCCGGUCCUGGCGCAUGAUCUUUGCCAUUGAGGGCAUCAUCACGAUCGGGCUCGCCAUCAUCGCCUUCUUCACCCUGACCGAUCGGCCAGAGACUGCAAGAUGGCUGAACGAGGAAGAGAAGGCCUUGGCGGUUUCUCGCGUCCAGUCCGAGCGUGUAGCACAGUCCAAGGUGCUUGACAAAAUGGGCAAGCAAAAGCUGUGGCUGGGUUUCUGGAACCCGAUGAUCCUUGCGACCGCGUUUACGUUCCUUCUCAACAACAUCACCGUCCAGGGCCUGGCCUUCUUCACCCCGACGAUCGUUGGCACAAUCUACCCGACCUUCAGCACAGUCCAGAAGCAGCUGUACACCGUGCCCCCGUUCGUGGUUGGCGCUUUCUUUGAGCUGCUGCUUCCUCUGAUGGCCUGGCGACUCGACAAACGACAGAUCUUCAUUGUUGCCUCGACGCCGAUGGUUAUGGCGGGAUACAUCAUGUUUCUGGCGACCAACAACCCGACGGCUCGCUACGCUGCCACGUUUCUGACGGCCAGCAGCUGUUUCGCGGUCGGGACGCUGACAAACGCACAGGCGGCGGCCAUGGUGUCUAGCGACACGUCUCGCAGCAUGAGUCUGGCCAUCAACAUGAUGGGCGGCAACAUUGGAGGCCUGAUUGCCACGUGGACCUAUCUUCCCUGGGACAAGCCCGACUUCAAGAUUGGUAAUGGCAUCAACCUGGGGGCCAGCGGCUUGAUUCUGCUAGUCAGCACAGCCGCGCUGCUGUGGAUGCACCGUGACAACAAGAAGCGGGACGGGCGGGAUGCCGAGGAGCAGCUUCGCGGACUGUCGGAGGCCGAGAUUGAGAGUCUUGAGUGGAAGCAUCCCAAUUGGAGAUGGUAUCCCUGA